GAAAAGGUUUUCACGCGGGUAGCGGAUCUCGAUGAAAACUCCACGACUUAAUCGAUUGUCGUGGCGCUGCUGGAUGCUUCUGAUCAAUAGAACAGGAAGAUGAGUCAGCCAAAAAGAAAGACCACCAAAAGUAACGACCACCAAGAUAGGCAUAGUGAUUCGAUCUUUUGAUCACCCAUUUUUGAAAAACCAUUUUUGGGGGCUUCCGCCUUACACACGGAAGAUUGGAUUGCCUGAAUCACGAGUAUUAUAUACUGUCUUACGAUCACCUCAUAUUGAUAAAAAGUCCAGAGAACAAUUUGAAAUGGAAAUCAAGAAACAAUUUCUGGUCAUAAAAACAGAAAGGCAUGAAUUGCGCAAGAAGUUCUUUCGGUUAAAACGCCGUGCGACUCGGAGGACAUAAGACUUCUUGGUCAAGCCCAAAAGAUUGCCGACAGGAUGCUCCUACCCCACCAUGCCUGGCCCUUUACCUUACCUUAAGAAGAAAGAGGGGGUAUGAAGCGUGGGAAAGACUGCAAGAAGUGUAUGAUAAAGAGGUAACCUUAAGUGUUGGAGUGGCGGCAAAACUCUUGAUUGAUCAACGCGAGUGAACUGUGCUUAGACGCUUCGUCAAACCGCACCGAUCUACGAGAGGAGCUGAUGGAUGAGUAGGCUUCCCCUUUCGAUUCACGGAAUGUGAUCUGGGACACGAUGGGAGUUUGCGUGCCUCGGUAGGAAAGAGAUCACCGGAGUAUAGCACAAGAUCGCCUUUUCUUGCUGCCAUGGGGUCGACCUGUGAACAAGGUAAACCCAAUGGGAACAAAAAAACGGGAGGGUACCGCAUUGGGCAGAAGACGAUCCAAAAAGCGAAGGCUCACCCAGCUGAAGGAAGGAGCUUUGGAAGCUUACCAACAACUUAGAGAAAGGGGAAAGGGGCAACCUAUCAACCUAAUAGAAAGGGGGUGAGAUAGGCGACAGGUAGCUUGCUUCCAAGCCGGCCCGGCCGCAAGGAAUCAAGAGAUCUUUGCCGGUGCUGACUUGGAUCUCGGGUGACGGAAUAAGGCGGCCAGAAGCGACGAGCAGUCGCGGUCGAAGCUUGGCUCUAGCCGAUAGGCUAGCAGUAAGCUUGGCUACAGCGAAGCGCUUACCAAGCGCGAAGGAAAGGGCCUUCGCCACUUGAGCCGUAUGCGGGGGAACUCGCACGUGCGGUUCUUAGGGGGGGAGAGCUAGUAGGAGCCAUCCUAUCCCAAUAGCGUAUAUUUGGAGCUCAAUAUGAAAUCCUAUUUUCUUGCAAGACUCGUUCGGAUAAGGGAAAACUCCAGAGAUUGCUUCGAAGUAAGAUCAUUGCCUUGCCCCUUUCCUGAACCAGAACCGGGGGGGGGGUGAGAGGAAAAGGGGCUCAAAAUGCCCCAUCAAUAAAGUGAGGGCUUUCCGGACCUUCCCCAUCCCCCCUUUUUCAAUAAAGAAGCCCCGCUCCCUAAGGGGCCCCUCUCUGAUAAGGAAGGAAACGAAAUAAUCUCAAUUUUAUGACAAAUCCGGUCCGAUGGCUGUUCUCCACUAACCACAAGGAUAUAGGGACUCUAUAUUUCAUCUUCGGUGCCAUUGCUGGAGUGAUGGGCACAUGCUUCUCAGUACUGAUUCGUAUGGAAUUAGCACGACCCGGCGAUCAAAUUCUUGGGGGGAAUCAUCAACUUUAUAAUGUUUUAAUAACGGCUCACGCUUUUUUAAUGAUCUUUUUUAUGGUUAUGCCGGCGAUGAUAGGUGGAUCUGGUAAUUGGUCUGUUCCGAUUCUGAUAGGUGCACCUGACAUGGCAUUUCCACGAUUAAAUAAUAUUUCAUUCUGGUUGUUGCCACCGCCUAUGAGUAUUCAUAUUCACAAGAAAAUCACUAACAAACCGCGGAUCAUCUCGCAGACAAAAAGAAGCGAGAAAGCGGUUCAAUGGCUUAUUGCAAGCCUUUCUUCCCUGCUCGGUAGUUCCGUAGCAGGUUUUUUCGGACGUUUUGAAGUAUUGCGCUAUUUACGUGUGAGUGGUAUUACUGGACUGAUCCUUUGGUGGGAAAUGUUAGCUUUUAAUAUAAAAAAGAGACUCCCUUUAAGGGUGAGUCUUUUUUUAAAACUAUUCCUAACUCUUCUUUUCUACAAACUGCUCUUUGCCUCCGGCUAUCUCCUUAUGGAUGAGCUGGGAAAGGCAGUUUCCCAAUUCUACCCAUCGGAGGGAAUGUUUAGUUCUGGUGGAUCAAGUAUGCCUCCGUCUGGGCCUUCGGACCCCACGUCGUGGGUCUUAACGAGUGCGGACCAGGGCGAGGGACCUUCUUCGGUCCAAAACCCAGGCGGGAACGGGGCAGGCGAUGGAGCGGGACCUUCGAACCAGCCUGCCUUUGUUCGAAAUCUGAGUUUAGAAAGCUCUAUCCGAAAUAGAGUUGCUUGUCUCGAAAGGGAUCACAGUCCCUUUCUAUUUGAAGAACAAAGGGGAAAGUAUUGGAAUCUUUUUGUGUCAAACACAGGGGAAGCAUCCUCUCAAGAGGAAUAUAACGUAAUCCUAGCGACGGAAAAUACAUACCUGGAAAUCUGUGAAAGGAGACAUGAGUGUUAUACUAUCUUUGAGGAAUUGCUUGCUGCACAUCCUUCCUUGGCUGAAAAGGCCUGCUACAGUCCUCAAGAAACCUUUAUAGACUUCUUUACGGAGAAGCGGGACGAGCUGGAAGGAGUAGUAGGAUUAAGCCUUAACCAAAGAGACAGGCUAGAAUUCGCAUUCUUGGGGCAUGUGAAGGAAGAUCUCCAAGAAAGGGGAGCAAACUCUAUCUAUAUCAAACUUCUUCUUGGAAGCGAAUAAGCGGUAUGGUUUAUUGGAGAAUCUCAUGGUCCGAAUCCUUUGCUUCUUUCUAUUUCUUCUUUUAAUGACUCCUAACU
Molecule: messenger RNA, 2890 nt
Organism: Punica granatum (pomegranate)
Lineage: Eukaryota; Viridiplantae; Streptophyta; Magnoliopsida; Myrtales; Lythraceae
Source: RefSeq, a predicted model, not a curated record